Messenger RNA from Ceutorhynchus assimilis (cabbage seed weevil), 3466 nucleotides. The record is from the annotation of a GenBank genome assembly. NCBI's taxonomy places the organism in Eukaryota, Metazoa, Arthropoda, Insecta, Coleoptera, Curculionidae.
GGGGGAACGCGGUUCUGCGGGCAUCGCGCUGCUUUCGCGCCACUCGUUCAACGCCGUUCAUUGGGAAUGCCAGGCCGCGCGCUACUUCGCUACGCUAGCAGCCCGGUCGUUGCCGCUGCCGCAACUGUUCGCGAUAAGUGCAAAAUGACCGAAGAGUUACCGAUCCUCAAAGGAAUACUCAAUGGAGUUGUCAACUAUCACAAUGCACCGGUCAGAUUUGGUCGGGUGCCCAAAAGAGAAAAGGCUCGCAUUUUAGCAGCCAUGCAACAAAGUUCAAAUUCACGCACCCUGGAAAAAGCUGUAGCAGCCGAGCUCGAUGACGAGCAGAGGCUUUUGGCUACAGUGGUGCGAGCUCACAUCGACACGUGCGAUUUCACUAGAGAUAAAGUGGAACCCAUGCUACAACGUGCCAGAGAGCAACCGUCCUAUACAGCUUGCCCACCAACUUUGGCUUGUCCCCUAAAUCCCAACCCUCAACCACUAACUGGCCAACAAGAAUUGCUUCAGGACUUCUCCAAGAGAUUUUCACCAGCCAUUCGCGGAGUCGUCGAGUUUGCCAAGCGCAUUCCAGGAUUCUCCUUGUUGUCUCAGGAUGACCAAGUUACUCUUCUCAAGGCGGGUGUUUUCGAAGUGUUACUUGUGCGACUCGCGUGUAUGUUUGAUAAUCAAACCUCCAGUAUGAUCUGUUUAAAUGGACAAGUGUUAAAAAGAGACUCAAUACACAAUAGCUCUAACGCCCGAUUCCUUAUGGACAGUAUGUUCGAUUUCGCCGAUCGUAUGAAUUCUUUGAGAUUGUCGGACGCGGAAAUUGGAUUAUUCUGCUCUGUGGUGGUAAUCGCAGCUGAUCGUCCAGGCUUAAGAAAUACCGAAUUGAUUGAAAAGAUGCAAAACAAGCUAAAGCAUUGCCUACAAGCUGUGGUUACUCAGAACCAUCCAGGCCAGCACCAUAUUUUAGAUGAAUUGAUGAAGAAGGUUCCAGAUCUCAGAACUUUGAAUACACUCCACUCUGAAAAGUUGUUGGCAUUCAAAAUGACAGAGCAACAACAAAUGAUGCAACAGCAACAGCAUCACUUAUGGGGCUCUCCUUCAGAGGAAGAUUGUAAUAACAGUAAAAGCCCAGCGGCAUCUUCGUGGUCGUCAUCAUCUGACGUAACAAUGGAUGAAGCUAAGUCACCUUUGGGCUCUGUAUCCAGUACAGAAUCCAUGUGCUCUUCAGAAAUGAUCUCAAACGACUACCACCAUGCGACAACGCAUCAUCAUGUUAGUGCAAAUGCCGCUAGCGCUCCUCUUUUGGCCGCCACCCUAGCAGGUGGUCUUUGUCCUCAUAGACAUAGAGCUAAUUCUGGAUCCACGUCUUCUGGAGAUGACGAACUCGCAGCCGCAUCACACUUGAUUCACAACGGGCUUACGAUAACCCCAGUAUCCAGGCCGCCAGUUACACAUAGAUUUAGAAAAUUAGAUUCACCUAGUGAUUCAGGCAUCGAAUCUGGCACCGAAAAAAUUGACAAACCAACUUCUGUAUGCUCCAGUCCUAGAUCGUCCAUACAUGAUCAUCAUAUUGUUGAAGAUAUGCCUGUAUUAAAGCGGGUAUUACAAGCGCCACCACUCUAUGAUACUAACUCUUUAAUGGAUGAAGCCUACAAACCACACAAAAAGUUUAGAGCCUUAAGAAACAAAGAUUCCGCCGAGGCCGAGCCAGCUGUUAUACUGUCUCCUCAACCAACACCAGUAUCACAUCUGCAAAUGCAACUGUCAGCACCACCUCAAUCGUCGCUGUCAAGUUCGCACUCCAUGUUAGCCAAAAGCUUGAUGGAAGGGCCUAGAAUGACUGCCGAACAGAUGAAAAACACCGAAGUGAUACACAGUUACAUUAUGCGUGGUGAAGCGGUACCCCAAGCAUCCCCCCACGUGACCGCCUCACCCACUGCGUGCCCAUACAAAACCAAUGGCUUAUUACAACCAGCUUGGGCUACUAGCGUAAUCACCAGUGCACGAUCAGCUUCGGCUAGUCCAAUGCACCUACAGUCGCCACACUCGACCUCUCCUGCGCCGUCAAGGUCACCACUUCCUCCUCGACUUAUGGAACUACAGGUGGAUGUAGCGGAUUCGCAGCAACCCCUAAAUCUAUCUAAAAAAUCGCCGUCGCCUUCACCGAGGCCGAAAGUGGUGACGCUCGAAGUGUAGGCUGUUUCUAGGGCCUGACUACACAGUACAAAGUGGAGUGCUUGUGUCCGCGGUAAGAGACUGUCAGCCUUGCCGUGCGGUCGUUUUGGUGCCACUUUAAUCUAAUAUUUGAAACCAAAAAAAAAUCGUAUUUGCUGUAUAUUCAUCUCUACUUCGCUGUCUAUAUCUUUCUAUGUUGAUGAUAUGUGUGACCAUGUUUGUAGUUUAGCUGACUCAUUAUUGUAGGAUUCUUCAAACUCAACAUAGAUACACGCACGUGCUUAAAACUGUGUAAAGCUCUCUUCGCCACUAGCGGCGGAGAAACAAAUUUAUUCCGCACAACAAUACAGCGAAACACGUGCGUCGUGCGUGUAUUAAUGUUGAGUUGGGUGAACUCUAAGUAUAACCUAUUUACUUUUUUCUUCCCUUCUCCCGCCAUUAGCGGACCUCCGUUGCCCUUUGUGUACAUAGCGGACCAAAACGGAUGUCUCGCUUCCUUUUUCCGUAGGUAAUUAGGAAUAUUUCUCAUCCAAACAAUCACUAAUUUAAACUAUAGAUAAAUUAUUAAUUAAUUAUUAUUGUGUACAUGUAAAAUUAUGACUAAUUUUGGCAUCGGCACCCAAUCAAUCCUAUAUUAUUAUAGAUUUAUUAUAUUAUUUUGUUAAUAUAUAUGUGAUAAAUUGAUUUGUAGGAUUAUACAUAAUAUUUAUGACUAAGUUUGUGUUAAAAUAUUCGCGUAUCUCAGUUUGUAUAAAGUCAUAAGAAAAUAAUUUUUCGUUCACCACCCAUCAUCCUUUCAUUGUCAAUCAUCAUUUAUUAAAUUGUAUCGCCACUCUUUUCAUUUAGAUUAGGUGCGAGUUGAUUAGGAGACAUGAGACUGAGAGGGGAUGCCCCCAUGUUACGUACUAGGCCCCCCCAUCAGGAGGGACAACUCACCGUUUGGGGCGCCCCUCAUUGUUAGUCCCCUGCUCGCGAAUUUAGGACGUGAAUAGUUCUGCCCUCAAUUCUAUUUAUUAUUAUUAUUAUUAAUAUUGUAUUGUAGCAAAGAGAUUCAUACAUACAUACACACAGACCUACAUACAUGCAUGUCAGACAUGUUAAUUAAUAUUUAAUAAAUACUGUUAAGUAAGUGAAACUUCAUUAAAUGUAACUUCUUUGGGGUAUUCGACUAGUCUUGCUUCAAAAGUCGUCUCAGCACCCGGAGGUUUCUCUAUCUCUGUCUUUAUCAGUGUGAAACUUUUGUAAAUUUGAAGCUUGUUGAGGCAGACAGAAUAAAACAUGUCUUGGUGAUAUAAUUAUUGAA